AUGAAGGCCGGCGGUGGUGCCGCAUCCGACCCGGAGAGCGGCGGCAGCAGCAGCGAGAGCAGCUCGGACAAGUCCCUGCCCCCCGCCGGGGGCCCGGGCAAGCGCAAGCGGAAGAGCCCCCGGCUGAGCGGGCUGAGCAAGCAGCGGCAGGCGGCCAACGCCCGGGAGAGGGACCGGACCCACAGCGUCAACUCCGCCUUCAGCGCGCUCCGCACGCUCAUCCCCACCGAGCCCGCCGACCGCAAGCUCUCCAAGAUCGAGACGCUGCGCCUGGCCGCCAGCUACAUCGCGCACCUGGCCAACGUGCUGCUCCUGCAGCAGGGCGAGGGGGCGGAGCCGCCUUGCCUGCAGUACCAGCCCCGCCUGCAGGGCGGCGGCACCGCGGCGGCGCCCCGGCCCAUCUGCACCUUCUGCCUCAGUAACCAGAGGAAGCUGAACAGAGAAGGGGAGAAACACUUGUCUAUUUAA
This is a messenger RNA of Emys orbicularis (European pond turtle), 468 nucleotides long. Its product is annotated as transcription factor 15-like. The record is from RefSeq and is a predicted model, not a curated record. NCBI's taxonomy places the organism in Eukaryota, Metazoa, Chordata, Testudines, Emydidae. The coding region runs from base 1 to 468 and encodes 155 amino acids. The transcript has 2 exons. Gene Ontology annotation, biological process: regulation of transcription by RNA polymerase II; developmental process. Gene Ontology annotation, molecular function: DNA-binding transcription factor activity, RNA polymerase II-specific; protein dimerization activity; RNA polymerase II transcription regulatory region sequence-specific DNA binding.